AUGGAGCAUGCAUUUGGAGACAUGGGAAUGUUUUAUGACUGCCCAGAAAUAUCUGAUGAGCUUUUGAGCUUUUGUGGAUCUUUUGAUGAACCUGAAGUACAUUUCCCACUCAACUCCAUGUUUGAUCCACCUGAUGAUGUCUUUUACACUGAAACAACAACAGCAGCAGCCUUCUCGCAGCAGCUCCCUUACUCUCACAGUACUCCAUGCAAUGAAUUCAACAACCAUUUCUACCAAUCCCCUAAAAGGAUAAAGAAGAAUUGCAGUGUUGUCUGUGAUCCAUAUAGUUUCAUGUAUGAGUACUCCAACAUCUACAACGUACAAGAGCCGGCACCAGAGUUGUUACCAGAGUUGGUAGAGCCUCUGCCAUGGGCUGAGGAGUUGUUGAGCAGCAGAGUUGAGAACAAGACUAGCAAUGGAUGCUUGUCAACGCAAAGCAUAGCAGCAAGGCAGCGGAGGAAGAGGAUCAGUGAUAAGACCCAAGAACUUGGCCGGUUGAUCCCUGGUGGCAACAAGAUGAACACUGCUGAGAUGCUACAGGCUGCCUUCAAGUAUGUUAAAUUCCUGCAAGCUCAAGUUGGCAUUCUUAGUUUCAUGAACUCAACAGAUGAUCAGGAAUAUUGUAGUGGUUUAUUACCAGGAGAAGAAUCGCUGCAAGUGUUGCUUGAAUCUCCAAAGAUUCAUGAGAAGUUAUAUUCUGAGGGAAGGUGUAUUAUUCCGGAGAAAAUGGUUGGUUUUUUACUUGAAGACCAACAAGUCAAAUUGAGCAAGAAUGUUCAUAGAGAUCUCAGUCGUUUUGUAGAGACUAUUCAACAACCAGGACGAUGUGAUGAGAAAGAAUUGGCAUAG
Molecule: messenger RNA, 849 nt
Organism: Dioscorea cayenensis subsp. rotundata (Guinea yam)
Lineage: Eukaryota; Viridiplantae; Streptophyta; Magnoliopsida; Dioscoreales; Dioscoreaceae
Product: transcription factor bHLH52-like
Exons: 2
Coding region: 1-849 (282 amino acids)
Biological process (GO): regulation of DNA-templated transcription
Molecular function (GO): protein dimerization activity; DNA-binding transcription factor activity
Source: RefSeq, a predicted model, not a curated record